AUGGUCAUUCAGAAAAAUGCUAAUCAGAAUGAGAACUCUUCGUCAAAUAAUCCGAAUAUGGAAGCUCUUCCUAACUCAUGGACUACGCAAGGUCCUAAGACACUAAGCAUUCGGAUGAACACCAAUAUGCAAACAAAACAGCCAAUUACUCGGCAAAUUGCCAUAAAUACGCUUGCAGCAAUGCAUCGUCGAUUUAGCCUUCCUGGCCCUGUACAACCGCAUUCAAGACCCAUAGCAGAAUUUCGCGCAAGUGCCAAUAAGUCACUAGAUAUGUUAAGGCAAACCAUUCAGUCAUCCGUAACCCGUGAAAUUGACCAAGUUAUUAAAAAGUAUUUGGAGAAAUUCUUUGUUCCUGCUGUUAAUAAUAUCCGACUGAACCUAGGAGAUGAAUCUGUGAGUGAAGAUCAGGUGAGAGCUGUUUGCCGAGCUAUGCUGGAUGCCACACGUUUGUUAUAUACUACACCUCCUCGGACUUACCAAGCUACGCAAGAGUCGAAUGACCUUGAAGCUAGUCAAAGUGUGGAAACAAAAUUUGUUAAAUAUGCUGCUGGUCCCUCACAGAAAAGAAAAGAUGUUGAAGUUGAAUCUAGUAUUGUUUUUCUAUUUUUAACAAAGAGGAAAGUGGUGACUAGUGGACGAUCUUCACCAAUCUGUUCACCAUGUGCAGUCCAGAUUUUUCUCUUCUCCCGUUUCGUUUUUCUUCUAUUGUCGACCCAUACUUUGGGUAAGGCUUUUUGGUGA
This is a messenger RNA of Pieris macdunnoughi, 741 nucleotides long. Lineage: Eukaryota; Metazoa; Arthropoda; Insecta; Lepidoptera; Pieridae. The record is from the annotation of a GenBank genome assembly.